AUGUCUGACGUAUCUAGUAUUAUUACUUUGCUACAAAACUUUUUCAUUCAUCUACGUCUGAAAUUUAGUCUAUUUCUCGCACCUAUUUAUCUGUAUGGUAUUAUCGUAGCGAAUAGGAAUAUUUUUACAUGGGAAUUCUUCGUUGAAUUUGUUAUUCUUCAUGUUUUUGUGUAUGGUGGUGUGUAUGCAUUAAAUGAUUAUUACGAUCGAGAUGAACAAGGACCGAUUGGUGGACUUGAAAAUCCUCCGGCAAUGAGAGGUGACACACUUUUCUAUUUAGCAUGGGCAUGGAAAUUAAUUGGAUUAACUCUAUCGAUCUUCUAUUCAGCAUCUACACAAUUUAUUGUCAGCUGUUUUCUCGAUGUUCUCAUGUCAGUUGCCUAUUCACAUCCAAAAAUUCGUCUAAAAGGUAGUCCGUUCGGAAGUGUUCUGUUGGUCAUCUUCUUACAAGGUUUUCUUACUUAUUAUUUGGGGACAAUUCUCAACAAUAGUAAUCUUAAUGGAAUCUCGUUGGUUAAAUUUUGGUUAGGAGCAUUUGUUAUCAUUUUUCUGGUUCUCGGCACGUAUCCUUUGACUCAAGUCUAUCAAAUCGAACAAGAUAAACGUCAAGGUGAUUGUACGCUCGCUAUCGUCUUUGGCAUUGAAAAGACUUUCCAAUUUGCGUCAUUAUGUCUAUUUGUUAGUGGCACGUUGAAUAGUUUAGUUAUCGGAUACUAUUACCAUUGGUGGGAGGGUGUCAUCAUUCUCAUCGGUUCGUUGUUAUUUCAAUAUGAUCUUCGAACAUGGAGAAAGAUCUUUUCCAAACAAUCAGUGAAUGAAAAUUUUCAGACUUUACAUCGAUUGUUUUCUGUUCAAACUGUUUUUCCAUUUGUUUUUUGCCUUGCACAUUUACUACACAUUUUGUAG
Messenger RNA from Adineta ricciae, 906 nucleotides. NCBI's taxonomy places the organism in Eukaryota, Metazoa, Rotifera, Eurotatoria, Adinetida, Adinetidae. The record is from the annotation of a GenBank genome assembly.